Colias croceus (clouded yellow) is the source of this 1404-nucleotide messenger RNA. Its product is annotated as alpha-(1,3)-fucosyltransferase C-like. Bases 8 to 1180 code for a protein of 390 amino acids. Lineage: Eukaryota; Metazoa; Arthropoda; Insecta; Lepidoptera; Pieridae. The transcript is spliced from 2 exons. The record is from RefSeq and is a predicted model, not a curated record. Gene Ontology annotation, cellular component: membrane. Gene Ontology annotation, molecular function: alpha-(1->3)-fucosyltransferase activity.
GGACACCAUGUCAAUUAUUCUGUGUCCACUAAGAUAUUUUACUCGAUUAUUCAUUCUAAUCCUUAUUAUAUACGCUAUAACUUUAUUCUAUACUUACCACAAUCGCUUAAAUGAUAUUCGAGCCAACAGAAAGGACAUAUCCUACCUAAACCACAAGGAAUUAAAGUACAUUUUACAAUGGACCAGGCGUUUUAGUGCACCUUUCGAUUACAUGGGAGAAGGUAAUUCUGCUUUCGUCAAAUACAACUGCAAAUAUCGGAACUGCUUCGUAACAGAUGACAAGAAUUAUUUCCUUAACCAAAGUGACUUUAAUGCUAUAGCAUUUAAUGGAAGAGAUGUGAACAUGUGGGCUUUUCAGCUGCCAAAAGACCGAUCGCCAAAACAGAAGUACAUCUUUGGAGCCAUGGAAUCACCUGACUUCUUUCCAGCUUGCAACGACUACCUAGACGGCUACUUUAACUGGACAUGGACAUACAAAUUGGAUUCCGAUUUCCAGUGGGGUUAUAUUAGCAUUUACGAUGUGAAAGGCAAUCUAGUUGGCCCAGCGAUUGACAUGAAAUGGGUUGAAAAUAUGGACCCUGUAGAUGAAAAAUUAAGGUUAAAAUUGAGUAAGAAAAGAAAAGCAGUUGCGUGGUUCGUGUCGCAUUGUUCAACGAAACGUCAUAGAGAAGAUUACGUAGAGGAAUUUAGCCAAGAACUGAAUAAAUUUGGCUGGACAGUGGACAUAUAUGGUAGAUGUGGAACGCUUAGUUGUCCUUUGAGUGAAUCGAACUCUUGCUUCAGGAUGAUUGAAGAUGACUAUCAUUUCUAUUUGUCUUUCGAGAAUUCGUUUGCAGAGGAUUACGUGACUGAGAAAUUGUUGACGGCGUUAAAUAACUAUGCAGUUCCUGUAGUAUAUGGAGGAGCAGAUUACUCACGAUUUCUGCCAGAAGGGAGUUACCUAGAUGCAAUAAAUUUAGGUCCAAAAAAAUUAGCAGAAACUAUCUUCGAUAUUAUGGGCAACAAAACUCGAUACUACGAGUUCUUUAGAUGGCGGAAUCACUAUGUUUAUAGAGAUGCUGAUCAUCUCAACGCGUGUAGAUUGUGUGAAAUGAUGAACAGGAAUUUGGAAGAAAAAAGUGUCUGGAAGUAUUUUAGGACAUGGUGGAAUGGUGUGAGAUACGAAGAGAACUGUUUAUGAAAAUGUUAGGUACUUAAUUAAUUUGUUUCAAGUGUUAUUUUGAAACGCGCAUAAAAUAUCAUUUUGGUCGCGUCAUGACAAUAUUGUCACGGCAUGGAGAAAGGCGAAGAUUUUAGUAUCUUUGCAUCUUGCUAAAGAAGUUUCUUGUAACGCGUGACACACACGCUCUUUUUUAUUUAUUAAGCUAUUGCAUAGCUUGAAGCUUCUAUCGCGGGCCUUGAGCG